AUGACAACACAUCACUCAAAGAACUCUGAUGAUUAUUUGCAAAAUAAUACAGUAAACUUGAACAAGAUUUCUAUUGGCAGCCCUUUCUCAAAAGGACAUAAUAUCUUCAAAAAUGUCCAUUCACUUUUCAAAUCACAAAACAAAAGAAUCAAUAAAUUAUUCGAAAAUGAGUCUAAUUCAAACUUUAAUGAUGAAUUGGAAAACUCUUAUGACCAAGAACAUAAACUAAAUGAGGAAAUUGAAUCACCAAUCCCUUUUGGGAAACCUUCUUUAGCAUCUUUACUAGCUGAAAUAGACACCAAAAGUGUAAUAUUCCCGAACAUUCAUCAUGACAAGACUUUAUCAAUAGAUUCACUGCAUGAUCUAGAAAGUCCUACAAGGAUAUCUCAAAGUAAUAGCAUAUUGGAUUCCCCAACAUUCCGUAGGAAUAUAACUGUGCGAAGAUCUGUUAACUCCAAAUGCGGAACCCCAUUAUCCACUCAUUCCAGAAGAAAUAGUGUAAAUAGCAAUGGUAAUAUCUCCAAGAUGCAACGUGCAGACAGUGUGAAUAAGGAUAGAAAGGUUUCCAAACUGAAAGUAAAGACGCUAGAAUCAAUAUAUACGUCACCUACCGAUUCUCAUGGGGGAAAUAAUAUUGAUUAUCAGAUACCGCAAUCAACCACAAGCUUAUUUGACUCAAUAAUAGAUGAAAGUAAUAUAACGUACAAGGAGGAACAAACUGAUUCUCACGAUUUUUUUAAAAGAAUAUCGCCAACAAUGUUAAAUGAUAUAAUUGAAAAUAAUAGUUUUUCACCCCAUUAUCAUUCAUAUAAAAUUAUUGAUUGUAGAUUUGAUUAUGAAUUUGAAGGUGGACAUAUCAAAAAUGCAAUAAAUAUAUCAAAUCGUGAUGAUUUAGAAUCCAAACUGUUGAGAAAUAUUCAAAACAAUAGAAACUCACCUACGUUAUUGAUCUUCCAUUGCGAGUUUAGCACCCAUCGAGGUCUCAAAUUGGCUUCUCAUUUGAGAAAUUGUGAUAGAAUUCUAAAUCAUGAGAACUACCCCAAAUUAUACUAUCCAGACGUGGUAAUCUUGGAUGGUGGAUAUAAAGCAUUUUUUGAGAAAUUCCCCAAUCAUUGUUUCCCACAUAACUAUGUUAGAAUGGAUUCACAAGAGAAUUUGAUGGAUUGUGAGAACAAGAUGAGUGUAUUUAGAUCAGACUCAAAGCGAAGUAGUACAAGGACAAAUUCAUUAAGGAAAUUACAGUCAUUAUCCACUGAGACAUUCUCCUUAUAUAAAUCUGAUGCAAAAUCAUCGCAUUCCAUAUUUUUGAAUGAUACUUCUAGCAAAUUUGAUUCUAUUCCAUCUUCAUCUUUCGAUUUGGAGCAGCCACCAAGAUUGUCAUUUUCGCAAUACACCGAUCGUUUCAGUCAUUCAAGAGAUUGUGAUGAUAGAGAUCGUAGUUCUCCAUCCACAAUAAGUCGGUCAUCAAUAAACAGUUUCAAUAGUUUAUCAUCAGGUAAGAAAGUGAUGAUUGAUGACGACAAUAACUCGUACUUCAGUUUUCAAACACAUAGCCCUAACAUUUCCGAAGGAAAUAGACUAGCAUUUAAUGAUAGCAAUGGUAUUGAUACCGAGGAUGAUUUAAACUUUGCAGAAGCAACAAUUACUGUUUCAGACCUGAAAGGCACGAUUCAAGAGACGCCUUUAAUAAGACCUAUCAGAAGGUCAUUAUUUCCUUCCAUAUUACAAGAGGAAGAUGAUGACGAAAAACAAAACUAG
Naumovozyma castellii is the source of this 1758-nucleotide messenger RNA. It is a transcript of the gene MIH1, whose product is annotated as putative tyrosine protein phosphatase MIH1. Lineage: Eukaryota; Fungi; Ascomycota; Saccharomycetes; Saccharomycetales; Saccharomycetaceae. The record is from RefSeq and is a predicted model, not a curated record. The transcript has a single exon. Bases 1 to 1758 code for a protein of 585 amino acids.